Molecule: messenger RNA, 867 nt
Organism: Prorocentrum cordatum
Lineage: Eukaryota; Dinophyceae; Prorocentrales; Prorocentraceae
Source: the annotation of a GenBank genome assembly
AGGAGUGGGGCUCAGACCAUCCAGCCUGGGUCGGGCCGCGUGCUGCCCGGCCCUGGGCGUCGAAUUUACUGGCGCCUCAGCUUCUUUCUCUCCUGACACGCGGGCUCGCGAGGGCCGAUGCAGCGGUGAAGCGCCGUCUCCUUUCUCCAUCUUUCCUCUCGAGGUUGUCCUGUUCCCCCUCCUCCCCUCCCCUCCCUUCCUCUCCCGCGCGGCCUGUCUGCCCUGCCAUGGAGGCUCACGAGCGCAGGCGGCGGCAGCGGCGGCGAGCGCCUCUGAGCUGGGAGGCCGACGCCCAGCGGCCGCUGGGCUCGCCGCGGCCCCGGCGGCGCAGUCGGCGAGCGCGGGCCCCGGCGGUAGGAGGCCGCCGCCGCCGCCAGCCGGGAACCCUGCGCACGAGGGGGAGUGGGACCGCGGCGCGCCCGGGCCGCGCCUCGACCUGCGCACGGCCAUCGAGGUGACGUCGGCGAAGCGGCGGGCGAAGCCGCCCGGCCCGGAGCGGCAGCGGGCGCUCGUGGCGCAGGUGACUGGCAUGGGCUUCGACGAGCCAAGCGCGAAGCGGGCCUUGUCCACCACUGGGUGGACGGGCGCCGAGGCGGCAGUCACGCUUCUGCUGGAUGAGGCCAGCAGCUGAUGUUCCUUUUCAGUCCUUCUCCCUUCCUCUCCCUCUCCAUCUUUCUCUCCAUCUCUCUCUCCCUCUCAGCCCAGCUCCGCUGGCCCACGGGCGAGCUUCGGCGCGGGCCGCCGCUCGGAGGGCGCCUGCGGGCGAGUCCCCGCUCCCUGUCAGGCAAAGAAAGGGAGCGCCGCCAGCGCGUACAGAGGGAUGGAUCGGCGCCGAGCCUGGUAGGGGGCAGUGCCCAAGCCUCCCCG